Molecule: messenger RNA, 963 nt
Organism: Suncus etruscus (white-toothed pygmy shrew)
Lineage: Eukaryota; Metazoa; Chordata; Mammalia; Eulipotyphla; Soricidae
Product: olfactory receptor 11G2-like
Exons: 1
Coding region: 1-963 (320 amino acids)
Biological process (GO): G protein-coupled receptor signaling pathway
Cellular component (GO): membrane
Molecular function (GO): G protein-coupled receptor activity; olfactory receptor activity
Source: RefSeq, a predicted model, not a curated record
AUGAAUGUAUCCGGCAGAGAAACCACCACCUCUGUUAGCUACUUUAUCCUCCUGGGCUUUCCAUCCAGUCCAGAAAUGCAACUCCUCUACUUUGGGCUCUUCUCUGUAACCUACACCCUAACCCUGAUGGGAAAUGCAGCCAUUGUGUGUGCUGUGAGGUGGGACCGAUGCCUUCACACACCCAUGUACAUCCUCUUGGCUAAUUUCUCUCUCCUGGAAAUGUGUUAUGUCACUACAACUGUUCCUAAUAUGCUGGCCAACUUACUGUCCACUAGCAAGUCCAUCUCUUUUGUGAGAUGUUUUGCACAAUUCUACUUCUUCUUCUCCUUUGGUUAUGAUGAGGGCUUCUACCUUUGCAUUAUGGCCUUGGACAGGUACCUUGCCAUCUGCCGUCCUCUGCAUUAUCCAAGUAUCAUGACUAAAAAAUUGUACACUGGUCUUAUCAUCUUGGGCUGGUCAAGUGGUUUCAUCAUCUACCUAACGCCAGUCAUUCUCAUUUCACAAUUGUCCUUCUGUGGUCCAAAUACCAUCGACCAUUUUAUAUGUGAUCUUGUCCAGCUAAUGAUGCUGUCCUGUACUAAAGACAAUACCACCCAGUUCAUUUACUCUACUCUAAAUGUUUUCUUUAUGAUUGGCACCUUUAUCUUCAUCCUUAGCUCCUAUGCUCUGGUGAUUCGAACUGUCUUAAAGAUUCCCUCAACAGCUAGCAAACAUAAAGCUUUCUCCACUUGUGCUUCUCAUUUGGCAGUUGUCACCCUCUUUUAUGUUCCCAUUUUGGUAAUGUAUGUUAGUCCUGGGUCUGGACACCCAGUGAAAAUGCAGAAAUUUAUUACCUUGUUUUAUUCCGUGAUAACACCCCUCUGCAAUCCUCUAAUAUAUAGUCUCAGAAACAAAGAAAUGAAAACUGCUCUGAAGAAAAUAUUUGGACCUAAACAAGGUGUUUCAAAAACACAAAUUUCAUAA